Molecule: messenger RNA, 1308 nt
Organism: Capsella rubella
Lineage: Eukaryota; Viridiplantae; Streptophyta; Magnoliopsida; Brassicales; Brassicaceae
Product: peroxidase 67
Exons: 3
Coding region: 162-1136 (324 amino acids)
Biological process (GO): response to oxidative stress; hydrogen peroxide catabolic process
Molecular function (GO): peroxidase activity; heme binding
Source: RefSeq, a predicted model, not a curated record
GGAUAUUCGAAAAUAAACUUUUAUUCGCGAACGAACGAAAACUAUACCUACGUGCAAGUAAGUUUCGUACCCUCUAUAAAGCCCUCAUCAGGUCUCUUGAGAGCGUGCGUCAUCGAUUCACACAACUCGUAGAUAUAUCAAGUAAAAAGAAGAAAGAGAGAAUGGAGUACAAUAAUCAAAGAAAUAUGUUAAAGGUGGUGUUGUUGAUGAUGAUAAUGAUGUUGGGGUCUCAGUCCGAGGCUCAGCUGAACAGUGACUUUUACAAGGAAAGCUGUCCCUCACUGUUCCAUGUGGUGAGACGGGUGGUGCACCGGGCAGUGGCUAGAGAGCCACGCAUGGGUGCUUCGCUCCUCCGUUUGUUCUUCCAUGAUUGUUUUGUCAAUGGCUGUGACGGAUCCUUACUGUUGGACGACACACCAUCUUUUUUGGGAGAGAAAACCGCAGGACCUAGCAAUAACUCUGUGAGGGGAUACGAAGUAAUCGACAAAAUCAAGUUUAAGGUUGAGAAAAUUUGCCCUGGCAUUGUCUCAUGCGCAGACAUUCUCGCCAUCACCGCUCGUGACUCUGUUCUCCUCUUGGGUGGCCCUGGCUGGAGUGUAAAACUUGGGAGAAGAGACUCUACGACGGCGAACUUUGCGGCCGCUAACUCUGGUGUCAUCCCUUCUCCCGCCAGUACCCUCAACAAUCUCAUAAACCGUUUUAGAGCCCAAGGUUUGUCCACACGUGACAUGGUCGUCCUCUCUGGUGCUCAUACGAUUGGAAAAGCCAAGUGUGUCACAUUCAGAAACCGUAUCUACAACGAAAGUAACAUCAACCCGUCUUUCGCCAUGUCAAGAAGGAAGAGCUGCCCGGCCGCCAAUGGCUCCGGAGACAACAAGGUAGCCAAUCUUGACGUCCGCUCUCCCGAAAUGUUCGACCACAGUUACUACAAGCAACUUCUCGGCAACAAGGGUUUGCUUACGUCAGACCAGGUGCUCUUUAACAAUGGUCCCACCGACUCGCUUGUGGUAGCAUACAGCCACAGUCUCAGAGCCUUCCACCGCGACUUCGCAAGGGCCAUGGUUAAAAUGGGUGACAUCAGCCCCCUCACUGGAUCCAAUGGUCAGAUUCGCCACAACUGUCGUAGGCCCAAUUAGAUCCCUACUAUAUGAAGCCCAAUAAUCACCUCUUCUUCGUCAAGUAUUUUUAUUUAUAACGUGUAUCUUCUUCGUCAACUGUUUAAAUAUACAUCAACAUUAUAAAACCAUAUAUUAAGGCAAUACAUAGAGCUAGCAGAAUAAAAAAGUUUGUGGCUAUGCAGUUUUCAUA